ACAAGUACCAUGACGCAGCAGUACAACUUCCGCACCCACUUCCGGCUGCGAAGAACGUCCGUGACUCGGGCGGAGGGAAGGAGACUAGACGAGACAUGGCGUCGCCCACAGAAGAGAACGGAACAGCUCCGCACACGGAGGCGGAGGCGCCGUCCACCUCGCUGGCUCGUCUGAAGCUGGAGAACCUGCUGAACAAGAGCAUGAGGGUGCGCAUGACAGAUGGCCGCACGCUGGUGGGGCUCUUCCUCUGCACCGACCGCGACUGCAACGUCAUCCUGGGUUCGGCUCAGGAGUUCCUCAAGCCCUCAGGUAGCGCGGCGAGUGCGGCGGACGCCUCGGCGACGCCGUCUCGACGCGAUUUCUUCAACGACGGCGUACGUUUAUCCCUCCCUCCCCCAGAUUCGUUCUCGCAGGGGGAGCCGAGGGUCCUGGGCCUGGCCAUGAUCCCCGGGCACCACGUCGUCUCCAUCGAGGUGGAAUCCGAGAGCCUCCUGAGCGCGUAGCCCCGUGAGGACGCCCGUCACACUAUGACCACGCAAACAGCCCGCUGCGUGGACUGAGUCCGAGGGGACCCCCCCCAGAGAGCUCCGGCGUGGUUCCGAGGCAUCGCGAGCACCUCCUUGUGGUGGGAGAAGUGCUGGAAUUCCUCGGUUUUGGGUGCAGCCCUUUGACUCUUGUGUGAAGCGUGUGUGUGUGUGAGAGAGAGAGAAAAAGAAAAGAGACUGUGGUGAAAGUUUUGCUGUGUUAACUAUUGGCUGUUUUAUAUAAAGGAGAUGUGUGGUCGAAUUCUCAGUGGAUGUUUUUGUUUUCGCUGCGGUCACCGUGGGACACACCUAGUGCGGGGUCACUUGCUUUACGUUUACAUUUCUCACACCCUCAAGCGUCUCUUUCCACUUCAGUUAUGGCUCAGUUAAUGGGAGCGGUUCGAAGGACUGGGGGCCCCACAGACGCAGCCGUUUGUCUCCGGGGAUGAGCUGGCUGGGGACGGACUUGCGUUACUCAGAGGGUGGAGGGUAGAAGCAGGACCGCUUGUUAAUGUGGGCCAUGUGAGUGUGGUCCAGUUACGGGGAGAACACCUUGAGCCUGUGC
Messenger RNA from Scleropages formosus (Asian bonytongue), 1089 nucleotides. It is a transcript of the gene naa38, whose product is annotated as N-alpha-acetyltransferase 38, NatC auxiliary subunit. NCBI's taxonomy places the organism in Eukaryota, Metazoa, Chordata, Actinopteri, Osteoglossiformes, Osteoglossidae. The record is from RefSeq and is a predicted model, not a curated record. The coding region runs from base 96 to 503 and encodes 135 amino acids. The transcript has 2 exons. Gene Ontology annotation, molecular function: RNA binding. Gene Ontology annotation, cellular component: NatC complex.